Messenger RNA from Capra hircus (goat), 2524 nucleotides. RefSeq names its product porcupine homolog (Drosophila) (gene PORCN). Gene Ontology annotation, molecular function: Wnt-protein binding; palmitoleoyltransferase activity. Gene Ontology annotation, cellular component: membrane; endoplasmic reticulum. Lineage: Eukaryota; Metazoa; Chordata; Mammalia; Artiodactyla; Bovidae. The transcript is spliced from 15 exons. The coding region runs from base 1030 to 2202 and encodes 390 amino acids. The record is from RefSeq and is a predicted model, not a curated record. Gene Ontology annotation, biological process: protein palmitoylation; lipid modification; canonical Wnt signaling pathway.
CGCGCCCAGCUCCACUCAACCUCCAGCUCCUUCCCUCAAUCCUCCCGCUCCCCUCCUCCUUCGUCCCCGCCCCGCUCCCGUUCUCUUAUUGGCCGACCGGGCCGGCCCGGGAUUUAAAGGGCCCGCUCACCGCGCAGCCCUGAAAGCUGCAGCUGGUCCCGGCCUUGCGGCCUGCGGGGGAGGCUGCCGGGAGGAGGCAGCGACGACGGCGGCGGCGGCACGUCCCCAGCCCCUUGGACCGCAGCUUCCUUACUGCCAGGUCUAUCCAUCUGUCCAUCCAUCCUUGGGGGUCCGCAAUGGCCACCUUCAGCCGCCAGGAAUUUUUCCAGCAGCUGCUGCAGGGCUGUCUCCUGCCUACUGCCCAGCAGGGCCUUGACCAGAUCUGGUUGCUCCUUGCCAUCUGCCUCGCCUGCCGCGUCCUCUGGAGGCUUGGUUUAUCAUUUUGAAAAAUUUCAAAGUUACUGCAAAGCUAAGUUGAAAGAAUAGUACAAUGAACACUCAUAUACGCAUCACCUGAUUCUCCAACUGUCAACAUCCUGCCACAUUAGCUCGCUCUAUCGAUCGCUUGAUCAUCUUCCUGAAUCACUUGAAUAACCUGAUGACACUUCACCCCAAAUCCUCUUGCAUGUGUCCCCCAAGAAUAAGGACAUCUUCCCCCCACAACCAUAGCCUAAAGCAUCACCCCUCAGGAAAUUUAAUCUCAGUGCUAUAGUGUUAUCCAAUAUAAGUUAUUCAGAUUUCCUCCAGGGUUCCCAAAAUGACCUUUAUAGAUGUCUCUUUUCUUUAAACCCAAGCUGCCUCCCCAGCUCCCCAAAACCUGCUUUGUGUCACCUGCAAUCCCACCACAUUCCAACCUCUAAGCCUUUGCCUGAGCUGUGAACUCUGCCCAGGUUGCCCUUCUACCAACCCUCCUCUAGUUCCCUAUCAUGUUCUCUCUUUCUUUCACCCAAAGGGUUGCCAUCCUACUUGAAGCAUGCAAGCACCGUGGCAGGCGGCUUCUUCAGCCUCUACCACUUCUUCCAGCUGCACAUGGUUUGGGUCGUGCUGCUCAGCCUCCUGUGCUACCUCGUGCUGUUCCUCUGCCGACAUUCUUCCCAUCGGGGUGUCUUCCUCUCCGUCACCAUCCUCAUCUACCUGCUUAUGGGUGAGAUGCACAUGGUGGAUACCGUGACAUGGCACAAGAUGCGAGGGGCCCAGAUGAUCGUGGCCAUGAAGGCGGUGUCUCUGGGCUUCGACCUGGACAGGGGCGAGGUGGGCGCAGUGCCCUCGCCUGUGGAGUUCAUGGGCUACCUCUACUUCGUGGGCACCAUCGUGUUCGGGCCCUGGAUAUCCUUCCACAGCUACCUACAGGCCGUCCAAGGUCGCCCGCUGAGCCGCCGAUGGCUGCAGAAGGUGGCCCGGAGCCUGGCGCUGGCCCUGCUGUGCCUUGUGCUGUCCACCUGUGUGGGGCCCUACCUCUUCCCGUACUUCAUUCCCCUUGAUGGUGACCGCCUCCUUCGCAACAAGAAACGCAAAGUCAGGGGCACCAUGGUAAGGUGGCUGCGAGCCUACGAGAGUGCUGUCUCCUUCCACUUCAGCAACUACUUUGUGGGCUUUCUGUCCGAAGCCACGGCCACGUUGGCGGGGGCUGGCUUCACCGAAGAGAAGGAUCACCUGGAAUGGGACCUGACAGUCUCUAAGCCACUGAAUGUGGAGCUGCCCCGGUCCAUGGUGGAAGUUGUCACAAGCUGGAACCUGCCCAUGUCUUAUUGGCUAAAUAACUAUGUUUUCAAGAAUGCUCUCCACCUGGGGACCUUCUCAGCCGUGCUGGUCACCUAUGCAGCCAGCGCCCUCUUGCACGGCUUCAGCUUCCACCUGGCUGCAGUACUGCUGUCCCUGGCAUUUAUCACUUACGUGGAGCACGUUCUCCGAAAGCGCCUGGCUCGGAUUCUCAGUGCCUGCGUCCUGUCAAAACGGUGCCCACCAGACUGUUCACACCAGCAUCGCUUGGGCCUGGGGGUCCGAGCCUUAAACCUGUUCUUUGGGGCCCUGGCCAUCUUCCACCUAGCCUACCUGGGCUCCCUGUUUGAUGUUGAUGUGGAUGACACCACAGAGGAACAGGGCUACGGCAUGGCAUACACGGUCCACAAAUGGUCAGAGCUCAGCUGGGCCAGUCACUGGGUCACUUUUGGAUGCUGGAUCUUCUACCGUCUCAUAGGCUGAGACACAUCUGUGAACCAUCACAAGCUCCCUCAAGACCCCUCCUCAGGGUGCCAGCUCUGAUGGGUGAUGAGGGAAGGCCCUCUAAUUCUUGACCCUCUCUCCAUCCUUGACCCCUCUCAACACCCAUACACAAACAGACACACACACCAUUUCCAUGCCUGUCAAUCCCCACCCCACCACAAGGCGGGAAGGGAGUGGUCCCUCCUGGGGCCUAGGGGUGGGGGAUGCUUGGGGAAGCAGAGAGGGGGAGAUCCAGGGCCUCCCCGCCUUCCUUGUCCCUUUUUAUACAGUUUGUUAUUAUCAAAUAAAAGUAGGAAAUAUA